AUGGCCCAGAGGACAGGACAGGGACGGCAGAGACAUAACGUGACUGGAGGCUUUUCAUCAGUGGUCCUGUCCACAGCCAGCUCCUUCCUCUGUUGGCUUGCCCUGCUGUCAAUAAUGCGGUUGCCAAUGGUAACAGCUGACUGCUGGCUUAUCGAAGGGGAGAAAGGCUUUGUGUGGCUGGCUAUCUGCAGCAUGAACCAGCCGCCUUAUGAGGCCAUCCCCUCCCACAUUAACAGCACCAUUGUGGAUCUGAGGCUGAACGAGAACAAGAUUCGGUCGGUGCAUUAUUCUUCACUCAGCCGCUUUGGCAACCUCACCUAUCUGAACCUCACCAAGAACGAUAUCAGCUAUGUGGAAGACGGAGCGUUCUCAGCACAAUUCAACCUGCAGGUUCUCCAGAUGGGCUUUAACAAGUUGAGGAACCUGACAGAGGGGAUGCUGCGGGGCCUGGGCAAGCUGCAGUAUCUCUACUUGCAAGCCAACCUCAUCGAGACUGUUACACCCAACACCUUCUGGGAAUGCCCCAACAUAGAGAAUAUAGACCUCUCCAUGAACAGGAUCCAGGUGCUGGAUGGCAGUUUGUUCUCUGGUCUCUCUAAGCUGACCACCUGUGAACUUUACACCAACCCCUUCAACUGCUCAUGCGAGCUGCUGGGUUUCCUGCGAUGGCUCUCAGCCUUCCCCAACAGGACCAGUGAGAGGAUGGUGUGCGACUCCCCUCAAGGUUUCUUCGGCUACAACCUCCUGAGCCAGAACCCCCGCAUGCCUACCCAACGCAACGCUCUGCACGUGCUCAGUCUCGUAUGCACGGACGACGGCAGCAGCGUGACACCCUUCAAUUUCAUCGACGUGGCCGAUUCCACCACCCCGUCCCCAGAUUUUGCCUCUCCCUGCGGAUUGGACGAUUGCGCUUCUGGGACCCCUCCUGAUGAGGUAAUCAGCUUAAGCCCGAUUUUCUCUAACACCAAUCCGAUCAUGACGCUAAAGCAGGUGCUUCAUUCAAGCGCUGUGAUAACGGUUCAGAUCCCUCAUCCGUACAGGAAAAUGUAUAUCCUGGUGCUUUACAACAACAGCUUCUUCACAGAUAUCCAGAAUCUGAAAAAUCAAAGAGAGGAUAUUGAGCUAAAGAACUUAAAACCUAACACGGACUACACGUACUGCGUGGCUUCUAUACGAAACUCCCUGCGCUACAACCACACCUGUCUGAUGAUCUCCACUGGCCGCCGGGUUGAGGACGAGAGGACAGCCAAUCAGUCGUCAGCAACCCACUACAUUAUGACCAUUUUAGGCUGUUUGUUUGGCAUGCUGCUCUUCCUUGGCCUGGUUGUCCACUGCCUGAGGAAGAGGAGGAUCAUGGAGGAGAAGGAAAGGAAGAUGAGCAGGAUCCAGAGGACUCUCAUAGAGCUCAAGUAUGGUGGAGAAGGGGAUAUAGAGGGAGGCAGCGGAGGAUCCGUUUCCCAGAAGCUUGCCACUGGGGACAGUCUGUCCAGGAUGCCGUACCUUCCUCAGGGUGGCGAGAUAGAUCCGUACAAGCUGCAGGAGGUGAUAGAAACACCACCGCACAAGCCUGCUAAACUGAACUACAUGGAAGUGAGAGGGUCCGGCAUCGAAAGGGAGAGAGAACGAGAGCGAGAAAGAGAAAUGUCGCCACAAGCGAAUCCCCAGGGCUCAGUAGCGGAGAUCUCAACGAUCGCUAAAGAAGUUGAUAAAGUCAACCAGAUCAUCAACAACUGUAUAGAUGCUCUCAAAUCUGAGUCUACCUCCUUUCAGCAGGGGAUCAAAUCCCCCUCGUCUGCGGGCGGAGGGGCUGUUUCCACCGCAGAGCCACAGCUGGUGCUUCUCUCUGAGCAGGUAGAGAGAGGAGAAAGAGGAGGCGAGUUCCUCUCCCCAGUGUAUAAGGGAGGAAGAGGAGGGAGAGAAGAGAGGGGGAGAAGCUACCAUCAUUCGCUGCAGCGACACCACAGCAUGGAGGCUCCUCCAACCUCCAAAAGGCCCAGCACCUCCUCCUCUCCAGGCUCUGCCCGCAGCCCUCGCUCAUUCCGCUCGGAGGGAGGCUACCACUCGUCAGAGACCCGCUACAUCGAGAGGACCUCACCCGGAGAGAGGGGAGAGAGGGGAGGCGGAGGGGGAGAGGCCAUCCGUACAGUCAACCCAGCAGCGGCUAUCCUACGAGCUGAAGCCCAGAGAAUCCGCCAAUACAAUGAACACCGCCACUCCUACCCCGGCUCCCAGCAGCACCUCCAGGAGCUGCAGCACCACCCCCAGAUCCUGCAGGAGCUCCACCACCACCCAGGGGGCCGUAAGCCCUCUGUGUUAGACCCUCUCACCCUCAGCAGGCAGGCCAAGCAGCGCGAGCUGGCCUACUCCCAGCUCUCGCCACACUACCCGCUCUCGCCCCAGUACCACAACCUGAGCUACUGCUCCAGCCCAGAGGAUGACGAGGAGGAGGAAGGGCUCCUCUGCACCCCGACCCUGGGGCUGUGGGAGAGGUUCAAACUGCACCGCAAGAGGCACCGGCAGGCGUCCAUGGAAGACGAAGGAUACGUGGCAGCCGGACACGCGCUGAGGCGGAAGGUUCAGUUUGCCAAGGACGAGGAUCUUCAUGACAUACUGGACUACUGGAAGGGCGUCUCUGCCCAGCAGAAGACCUGA
Chelmon rostratus (copperband butterflyfish) is the source of this 2652-nucleotide messenger RNA. Its product is annotated as protein ELFN1-like. Gene Ontology annotation, cellular component: plasma membrane. Gene Ontology annotation, molecular function: protein binding. The transcript is spliced from 4 exons. The coding region runs from base 1 to 2652 and encodes 883 amino acids. The record is from RefSeq and is a predicted model, not a curated record. Lineage: Eukaryota; Metazoa; Chordata; Actinopteri; Chaetodontiformes; Chaetodontidae.